Theobroma umbraticum is the source of this 2094-nucleotide messenger RNA. RefSeq names its product AICARFT/IMPCHase bienzyme family protein. The record is from RefSeq and is a predicted model, not a curated record. Gene Ontology annotation, biological process: 'de novo' IMP biosynthetic process. Gene Ontology annotation, molecular function: phosphoribosylaminoimidazolecarboxamide formyltransferase activity; IMP cyclohydrolase activity. NCBI's taxonomy places the organism in Eukaryota, Viridiplantae, Streptophyta, Magnoliopsida, Malvales, Malvaceae. Gene Ontology annotation, cellular component: cytosol.
AUGUUUGGGGCAGCUGCUUAUUCUUCUACUACUGCCGCCACCACCGCCGCCAACGCUGCCCACGCGGAGAGCACUCUCAACACCGUUCGCUGCGCCUUCCAAAGGAAUACUCUCAUUUCUCCCUCUCCUUCUCCUUCGUUUCACUCGAUUGUCUGCGGUCGCUUUCGUUUUCUAUCGCUACGCUCCAGCAAUUCUGUUUCAACCAAAGCCAUGGCUGACUCGCAAACCCUCGCUGUUCCAAAACACGACCCGCAGUCCUCUGCCCCCGGCAAUAAGCAAGCAUUGAUAUCUUUGUCCGACAAGAAGGACCUGGCCUUUCUUGGCAAUGGCCUUCAAGAAUUAGGGUACACAAUUGUUUCGACUGGAGGAACUGCAUCUGCCUUGGAAAGUGCUGGUGUCCCUGUAACCAAAGUGGAGCAGCUUACUUGUUUCCCUGAAAUGCUUGAUGGUCGUGUGAAAACUUUACAUCCUCACAUACAUGGUGGUAUUCUUGCUAGAAGAGACCAAAAACAUCACAUGGAAGCUCUUAAUAAGCAUGGAAUUGGUACAUUUGAUGUGGUGGUUGUGAACUUGUAUCCCUUUUAUGAUAAAGUUACUGCCACCGGAGGAAUUGAAUUUAAUGACGGCAUAGAGAAUAUUGAUAUUGGUGGCCCUGCCAUGAUUAGAGCUGCUGCGAAGAAUCACAAGGAUGUCUUGGUUGUUGUUGAUUCACAAGACUAUCCUGCACUCCUUGAAUACCUCAAAGGCAGUCAGGAUGAUCAACAGUUCCGGAGAAAGCUUGCUUGGAAGGCUUUUGAGCAUGUUGCUUCUUAUGAUUCUGCAGUUUCAGAGUGGCUCUGGAAACAAACUGUGGGAGAUAAAUUCCCUCCCAACUUGACACUUCCAUUAUCCCUCAAAAGUUCACUUCGAUAUGGUGAAAAUCCUCAUCAGAAGGCUGCAUUUUACAUUGACAAGAGUCUCUCUGAGAUCAAUGCUGGUGGUAUUGCAACAGCUAUUCAACACCAUGGGAAGGAAAUGUCAUAUAAUAACUAUUUAGAUGCUGAUGCCGCAUGGAACUGCGUGUCGGAGUUUAGGAACCCUACAUGUGUGGUUGUAAAGCACACAAAUCCCUGUGGGGUAGCUUCUCGUGAUGAUAUCCUUGAGGCUUACAGGCUGGCUGUGAAAGCAGAUCCAGUGAGUGCGUUUGGAGGAAUUGUAGCCUUCAACAUAGAAGUAGAUGAGGCUCUUGCUAGGGAGAUCCGAGAGUUCCGAAGCCCAACAGAUGGUGAAACUCGGAUGUUUUAUGAGAUUGUUGUGGCUCCUAAGUAUACAGAGAAGGGGCUUGAGAUCCUCCUUGGAAAAUCAAAGACAUUGAGGAUCCUUGAGGCAAAGAGGAAUGAGAAAGGAAAGCUCUCACUUCGACAAGUUGGUGGUGGUUGGUUAGCCCAGGAUUCAGAUGACUUGACCCCCGAAGAUAUUCAGUUCAAUGUAGUAUCUGAGAAGAAGCCACAAGAUAGUGAGCUUCGUGAUGCAGAAUUUGCAUGGCUAUGUGUUAAGCAUGUCAAAAGCAAUGCUAUUGUAAUAGCAAAGGACAAUCGUAUGUUGGGUAUGGGAAGCGGCCAGCCAAACCGUCUGGAGAGUUUGAGAAUAGCUUUGAGGAAAGCAGGAGAUGAGGUCAAAGGAGCUGCUUUGGCUAGUGAUGCAUUCUUCCCAUUUGCUUGGAACGAUGCAGUGGAAGAAGCUUGCGAAAGUGGUAUUGGAGUCAUUGCUGAGCCUGGUGGGAGCAUUAGAGAUGGGGAUGCCGUGGACUGUUGUAACAAGUAUGGAGUUUCAUUAGUUUUCACCAAUGUGAGGCACUUUAGGCAUUGAUACUUGCAGUCUCCAUUUUGCCUCGGUUCAUCCUCAUGCUUCAGCCUAGCUCCAAUGGGGAAGACUGUAGUUGCGGGAGGAUGCAUGAGUAUGCCACAUUGUUGUGCAAUUUAUAUGACUGUAUAUUCACAGCAUAAGAAAUGUUGUGUUUAUAUUUAAAUUUUUGAAGUUGAUCCUGCAGUUUUGUACUGGACCUCUAUUGCUGUUCUUUGUUUGCAAAAUAAUAGAGAAUGAGAGCUUAAUUUA